GUUGUUCAUUGAAGAAGAAGAGGGACGGUCUCGGUGUGCCCUCCUCCUUGAAGAAAUUGAAUCAUGUCGACGAAACUGUGCAAGCUCUUCGUCGGGGGGCUGAACGUGGAGACCACUGAUGAUGGCCUCCGCGCGCAUUUCGAACAGUUCGGAACCCUCCAAGAUUGUGUUGUGGUCCAGAACCAGCAACUGGGACGGUCCCGCUGUUUCGGCUUCAUCACCUACGCGACACCGGAGGAGGCCGACGCAGCAAUGGCGGCUAAGCCACAUGUCGUUGACGGCAAAAGCGUGGAGUUGAAAAUGGCCAUUGCGCGAGAGGAUGCUCAGAACCCGGACAUCGUGGCCAACGUGAAGAAAAUCUUCGUCGGCGGUGUGAAAGACCACAUCGAGGCGGAGAACCUGACCGAGUACUUCUGCCAGUUCGGCGCGGUGGAGAAGGCCGAGAUCAUCUCCGACAAGCAGACCGGCAGAAAGAGAGGCUUCGGCUUUGUCUUCUUCGAGGACACCGACUCCGCCACCAAAGCGGUGCUGACCAAAUACCACACCAUCAACGGGAACAAGGUGGAGGUGAAGAAAGCUCUGACCAAACAAGAGAUGACUACCGGCGGAGGAAGAGGAGGAGGCAGGGGUCGAGGGAGAGGGAUGCAGAACUAUGGCGGCGGAAGAGGUGGUGGCUACGGGGGAGGCUACGGCGGCAACUACGGAGGAGGCUACGGCUACGGCGGGGGUUACAACGGAGGCGGAGGAGGUGGCGGUGGAUACGGGGGUUAUGGGGGAUACGACGACUACGACAACCAGAUGGGUGGCGGGUACAGCAAUGGGGACUUUGGGGACGGCUACGGACAGCAGCAAUCGAAUUAUGGUGCAGUAAAGGGGGGCAACUACUCCUACAGGAGCGGGGCUCCAUAUAACAGAGGCGGCGCAGGUGGCUACGGCAGGGGGGGUGGAGGUGGUGGGUAUGGCGGCGGCUAUUAGAUCCGCCUUUAAAUUUUUUUGAAAUGAUCAUGGGGAAUUUUUCUGAUUUCAACGAACUUGAAUGCACACACGUUAACACACAUGCCCAGGUGGGGGUGAGGGGUCUUUGUUGUUCAGUUAAAGGGAACAGAGCCCAUCACCCACGCAGAAUGAAUGAGACUGUCCCCCCUGGGACCCCUGCCCCCCGUUCGGUCUCCAUCUGUCCUCUUAUUCCACAUAUUAUGGACUUUAUUGCUAAGAAUUGUGAAUUACUGUAUUGUACUUUUGUUAUGUUCGGGAUGGACUUGUUUUGAAACAUUUGUAAAAUGUCAGCCACUGCUUUUCUCAGAGUUUGUCUUGCUAACCAGACACAUUUGUCUGUUCUAUUUCUUUCAUCAUGAACUCAGGGUUUUAAGUGAAGUUGGUGGCAGAGUUGGGCAGCGUGGGACUAAACAACAUGAGUGUCUUGAUCUGUUAACGUGACAAAGUAUUUUUGACGAACUGUCCCGACCUGUUUUAUUACCUGUAAUCAUUUAUUCCCGUCCCAUUACUCUCUUUUUUAUUUUGGAUUAAAAACAGUUAAAUUGAAGUGUUCAGUUCACCCCUAUGUGUUAUUCUGCUUUUAUUAAAGUUUUUAAUGUUUCGAAAAGUCUAUCUUAUCUCGCAGUAUUGUUUCAUAUCUUCAGGUUUAGCCUACCUGCGGUUAGUAACCACACUGUGGUCUGAUUCCCCAAUCAACCACCAGGGAGCAGUGUUGCAUACAAAAUCCAUCGUUUCCAGUUGAUCAGCCAUUUUAUACCGGCCAAGAAUAACCGGGUGGAAAAACCUGAUAGUGAGUGAGCAUUACGAAAAUUAACAGUGCUUCGUUUGAUAAGAAAAACUGAAUGUUUUUUUUUUUUUUUUAAAGAAGGCUGAUAUCCUCCCCACUUGGUCUCAUACAUUCAUCCACGUUCUUCCCUACCUUUUGUUCUACCAAUUAAUCUGCUUAAUCCCGAUAAUAUUAGGGAGGCCACGAACAGAUAAAGCUUCAUAGUGUCAAACAAAAUCUCAAAGAAGUGAUAAAAUGAGGGCUGUUUUAACACCGCUUGGUUUUCGUUGGAAAGGGUAGAUACGCUGGUAGUGAUGAGGAUGGAACAUAAGCAAGAGCUCUCACUCUGACACUAAUUUUGGGUGCAAAAAUUGCACAACCCCUCUAUGUUAUAGAAAUGAAAGAAUAAGCCUGAAAUACAUAAAAAGUUUGUCUUUCUUAAUGGAGACGUUUUUUGUUAAUAAACCAAAAACUGCAUUAUAAUUAGAGGAUAGAUUCACUGCAUUGCAAUGCGUCAUACAACUAUAUUUUUAUAGUUUUGUGUACAAAAUUAAAUGUUUGAUGCAUUUGA
This is a messenger RNA of Xyrichtys novacula (pearly razorfish), 2333 nucleotides long. The record is from the annotation of a GenBank genome assembly. NCBI's taxonomy places the organism in Eukaryota, Metazoa, Chordata, Actinopteri, Labriformes, Labridae.